AUGCACUUCUCAACUCACAUCGGAGAAUUGUUUGAGCAAGCAUGUCCACCUUCAUGUCAUCCAAAAGGUGAAAAUGCGAAUAUUGUGCACGUGGGAUCUAUUAUAAAGUUAGUUUCUCAGCGUUUCAUUGUCGUGCAGCUCUCAAUUCAGGCUAUGGAAUUAAUAUUAUGGGGUAUUUUGUCAUUUGGUUGUCAAAACAACAAUUGUACUUCCAUGCCUACAUCCAUCUGUGUUCAUUUUUUAAAACAAAAAUUAAGUACUGCUGUUCUGAUCUUUUGUUGCCUUUGCCCUCCUGCAGUGUCUCUGUCCAAGUGUGAGACCUGA
Ilex paraguariensis (yerba mate) is the source of this 324-nucleotide messenger RNA. The record is from the annotation of a GenBank genome assembly. Lineage: Eukaryota; Viridiplantae; Streptophyta; Magnoliopsida; Aquifoliales; Aquifoliaceae.